Haliotis rubra (blacklip abalone) is the source of this 1212-nucleotide messenger RNA. RefSeq names its product enterin neuropeptides-like. The record is from RefSeq and is a predicted model, not a curated record. The transcript has 3 exons. Bases 157 to 636 code for a protein of 159 amino acids. NCBI's taxonomy places the organism in Eukaryota, Metazoa, Mollusca, Gastropoda, Lepetellida, Haliotidae.
UGAUCACACCAUUAGCAUUUGUUUCCGACUCUUACGCCUCCAAGGGUUGAGGAAAGUUUUAUAAACCACGGGUAAGAUCCUGCCUCGUCCAUUCCCUCCUCAGACCGACACCAACACACAUCAGACCACCGAUUGACAGAACCGAAUCACCGCAUUAUGUCGCCCAUCGUGGAGUAUCUAUGGAAAGUCAGCCUUGCCAUCUUAUUUAUACACACUGUUUUCGUCACAGGAAAUGACCAAACAAGUGACGACACUGCCGUUGAGAAACGAAGAAGUCCCGGCUUCACCCACAUGUUUGUUGGGAAGCGGAUGCCAAUUGAGCUGGAAUCUAGGAGUCCAAAGUACGGCUAUUACUUCGUCGGCAAACGCAUGCCCACUGCCUUUCAAACACGCCUAAGCCCCAAAGUUGGACGGUGGUUCGUUGGCAAGAGGCCCUACGCCCACAGAAUGUUCGUCGGCAAACGUGAGAUGGAAAUGAACGACGGCAACGUCCUGGACAACGGUGAAGACUGGGAAAACAACGUCCCCUACGGUGACUCUGAACUGGCGGAUGGAUACUAUGAAAACAAGAGGCUGGUGAACCCCUUUGUUUACUACGCCUUGGGAAAGAACAAGAACAGCGGAAAUACUCCCUAAAGAGGGCGGCAGAUGACGCUGUGCAUCGUGUCGGAAGUGACGUAAUAGGUUCCUCUUCAAAUGUGAAGUGCACGUGGACAGUCUUAUGAUUCGGCAAAACUAAAAAAACACGUCCAUCUCUUACUCUCUCAUUGAAACUGAAUGCGUGCUAUUUUUCUGACUAUAUUCAUGCUAUCCCUCAUGUGUGAACAAACAUUAAGAGAACUACUUCACCGGCAAUUAAGACAGUAAUGGAUAUUUUUCGAAUAAAACAUCAUAAAAAUGUUUGUGUUAAAACCUACUUUGUGAAAUCCUGGAAGUCUUUGACUACAAAGAAACACCCUCUUUACUUGGAAAAGAUGACUUCGCUCAGAGCUCAUGAAAUAUACAUACACAAAGGAGUGUGCAACAUAAACGAUACAGUUUACCAUGGCAUCUACGGUACAAUACGCUUGUUUCUUGUCUCGAGCACCAUCGUUCGCUGACUGUAUAUGGUUCAUCACUGAAUCCUGUCAUCAUUCAAAUCGCCAUUAGCCAGGAGAGCAUGUCACAAACGGUUUCGUGUGGACAAUAAAAUAGUUGAGUGGUUCAAAGUGA